Molecule: messenger RNA, 3216 nt
Organism: Melitaea cinxia (Glanville fritillary)
Lineage: Eukaryota; Metazoa; Arthropoda; Insecta; Lepidoptera; Nymphalidae
Exons: 1
Coding region: 1-3216 (1071 amino acids)
Biological process (GO): proteolysis
Molecular function (GO): aspartic-type endopeptidase activity
Source: RefSeq, a predicted model, not a curated record
AUGGAAGAUCUUCUAGCUAGCCAAACCCAGAUCAUGGAGGCUAUGAAUCAAUUUUUAAUCAAUUUUAAAAAAGACGAUGCCGAACGCAAGACACCGGCUCAUAUUAAAAAGCGUCUCAGCACUUUAGAGAGUUAUUGGCAGGAGUUUCAAAACAACCAUUUGAGGCUUUGCGAUUCUGGUGACAAAUCGAACGAAUAUUUCACUAGCCAUUACUAUAAGAAAACAUCCGAUUUUUACAAUGACACACGCAGUUUACUCACCUUUUUACCCAGUGAGUCUAAAGAAAAAAGCGUACUAAAACCAGCCACCCUGUUGCAAAUGCCAGGCUUUACAGCUAUACCGUCGUCUGGCAGCGUGUCACGUCCGGUGACAUCAUUCGAUAAAGAAACUUCGCGAACCCAAGGUAAUAGCAGCAAAUUAGAGGAAAUGUUGAGAAGGCAAAGAAGCAAUUUUAAAGCAUUUCAGCGUACAAUUAGCAGCAUCGAUCUCGACAUUGUCUCAGAAAAAUGGGAAUACGAAGAUAUUUUGAAGUCGGUACAAUCACGCUGGACCAUCAUUGACGCAUUGCACUGGGAAAUAGACAGCGAACUAUAUGAAGACGAUCCAGAAUACGAAGAAAUGUUCAGCAGCUACGAGCGGAAAUUUAACGAAAUUAAAAAAAGUAUCAACAGCAAGAUGUGGUCUGAUCUUUAUCGGGAGAAAACCACCCCGAAAAUGGAUAUCCCUGUGUUUAGUGGGAGCUACCACCAGUGGUUAUCCUUUAAAGACUUGUUUGUCGAAACCAUCCACACAAAUCGAGCCUUAUCAAAUAGUCAAAAAAUGCAGUUUUUAAAAAGUAAAUUAAAGGGCGAAGCAGAAAAGCUAGUGCAACAUCUACACAUAACUACAGACAACUAUCAAGUAUGUUGGGAUCUUUUAAACAACCGGUACAGUAACACAAAACUUAUUUUUAAUUCUCACAUGAGUGUCCUUUUUAACCAGCCUAUUAUGCAGCAACAGUCCGCAAUUUCAAUUAAAAGGAUUCACGACACCACCAACGAAUGCCUUAAUGCUAUCAAAAACUUGGGAGUCAGUAUAGAGAACUGGGACCCUAUCAUCGUAUAUAUAAUCACGCAGAAAUUAGAUGCGGACACUCACAACGACUACAUCGAGUCACUCAAGCAUCCGAGAGAUUUACCAGUUUUAAAAGAUUUAUUACAAUUUUUAGAAGCCAAAUUUACCGCUCUAGAAUCCUCUAAACGAAAACAAGAUCCCUCAAAAUCUAUCCCGCAUCCGCAACAUAUUUCUCAGCCCUCAAAUUUAAAAAAACCAUAUACAUUUAAAUCAUACGUAAGCAAUGAAAAUCAAUUAUUUAAAUCAAAUAAUUUUAAUAGCAAAAGUAGGUUAACGUCAACAGCGAAGACAAAAUGCCCCGUUUGCAAUAAAGAUCACGCCAUUCCAUAUUGCGAAACGUUUUUAGCGUAUCAACCAAAUAUUAAGCGACAAACAAUUCAAAAGCUAUCGUUAUGCCAAAAUUGCCUUUAUAAUCAUAACGGUAAUGAAUGUUUUUCAAGAAAAAGAUGUCAUAAGUGCCAAUUAAAUCAUCAUACUUUGGUUCAUGAAGCCUUUGCCGCAUCAGCAAACACUGCAACGUCGAAUACAAAGUUCAACAGCACCGUUUCUAACUCUAUUGCGUCACUAGAUGACACUCAGGAGAUUUUAUUAGCAACCGCUCUGAUCAACGUCCAAGCUGUUGAUGGCUCUCUUCAUACUAUGCGAGCGCUUAUCGACCAGGGAUCUCAAACGUCUAUUAUCACCGAGAAUGGCGCUCAACGGUUAGGACUACCUCGUAAGCACUGCAAGGGAGUUAUCUUAGGAGUAGGAGCGAAAGAAAAUAAUUGCAAAGGUACUAUGAACAUCACCCUAUCAUCUUGUCAUGACUCGUACCAGCUUAAUCUAGAUGUAUUUAUCAUGCGCCACGCUGUAAACAAUCUCCCUAACAAAUCAUUCUCAAAACCAUCAUGGGAAUAUAUUAAAAAUAUACAACUUGCAGACCCUGAAUUUUAUCGUAGCAGAACAAUAGAUUUAUUACUGGGCGUUGAUGUUUAUUCUUCUAUAAUUAUGGGAGGAAUCAUCAAAGAAAAUGACAACAUGCCUAUUGCGCAACAGACGCGGCUAGGCUGGAUUUUGUGCGGAAGUGUAAAAUCCUACAGCUGUAAUGUCAUCAUGGUGGACUUAGAUAGCAUUCACAAAUUUUGGUCCAUUGAAGAUAUUAACGAAAAUGAGGAAAUGUCGUUCGAAGAUUAUCAAUGUCUACAAAAAUACAAGGAAACUACUUUUCGCCAAUCCGAUGGAAAGCACGUGGUACGUCUUCCACUUCACUCUGACGCUGAUGAGAAGUUAGGAUUAUCUGAACCCACAGCCUGCGCACAAUUUUAUCAGCUUGAGCGUAAAUUCGACAAAAAUAAAAAUUUAGCUUAUAAUUAUAAGCAGUUUAUUAAUGAGUGUAUCAAUUUAGGUCACAUGCACUUAAUAACAAAGGCGAAUAUGACACCAUUAUAUUAUAUGCCGCACCACGCUAUUGAAAGACCCGACUCUAUUACUACUUCGCUUAGAGUUGUAUUUAAUGCAUCGGGUAAAACGACAUCGGGUGUAAGUCUGAACGAUGUUUUAUACAGAGGCCCAAAUUUACAACAAGAACUUUUGAUUUUGGUUUUGAAAUGGAGACAAUAUAAAUACGCCUUUACAGCUGACCUAGAAAAAAUGUUCAGACAAAUUAUUUUGCAUCCCGAUGACCAACGUUAUCAAUGCAUAGUUUGGCGAGAUAAUUCAAAUCAACCUUUAAAUAGAUAUCAGCUUAGCACAGUGACAUAUGGCACUAAAUCAGCCCCAUUUUUAGCAAUGAUGACGCUUAAGCAGCUAGCUAUUGAUGAGCGUCAUCGUUUUCCUACAGCAGCAAAAGCGUUAGAACAGCAUUUUUACAUGGAUGACGCUUUAUGUGGUAGUUAUGACGUCAUCUCAGCCAAAACAUUACAGCAUGACUUAAUCGAAUUGCUCAAAGAGGGAGGAUUUAACCUUCGCAAAUUUUCAUCGAAUGAGAAGUCGCUACUCGAGGGUGUUGAUGUAGCACCCAGCUCCCCAAAUGUCUAUGACUUCAAACAUCAGGAAUCAACGAAAGCACUCGGACUUACCUGGAUCGCUAAGGACGAUAAUUUUACGAAACGAACUACAACUUAA